GCCAGUCACACCAAUAGCGUUUAUGGCAGUUGCAGGCGCCUUUUUUGAAUGAUAUUCUAUGGGCAGGGCGCGUUUGCGCGCUGUUUAUGCGCGCCGAGCGCCUUGCGGUUUUUUGCCGCCUGCCGCGCACGCGUUUAUGAAGGAGCGCUGAGAGCGGAGAAGCGCCUGACGUCAUUCGUGUCUUUCCAUUGUCCAAUCGAAUGAGGGGAGAGGCGGGCCUUACGUUGUGGUGAGGGAAGUUAACAGUUGCUUUGAAGAACCGGACACCACUCGCUCACUCUCUCCUGUGUGUUUGUGCACCUCUCACCCUCAAACAAGGUCAGAGCAAGCGUCCUCUUUUUAAAGUUUCUGCUAAUAUGACAGUUAACAGCAAAAGAGCGCUCACGCUUCAAUAUUUGAUUGACAAGACAGCUGACUCGGUGGUUGCUUAGCAAUAUGAAAAGCCGCGUCGCACUGCUCUUUUUUUUAAAAAGGCAGUGCGUCGCGCCUUGCGUUUGCAAGCGUUUAAAGCGCUUUUGGUGUGACUGCAGCCUUAUACAGUUUCUCACAAUUGUUUAAACACAUUUCUUGAAACUAUUGUCCACUUCAAUACUUUAAAAAGAAAAAUAAAUCUUCAAACAACAUUCACACACUCUUAGAACGGAUGUGUUAAAAACAACACACUAAGGGACGGUUUCCCGGACAGGGAUUAGACGUUAUUUUAGUCCUAACCGAAAACAACUUGCACUGACAUUUCUUAAAACACAUCAGUGCUCUUUGUUUUGCCUCAAAGCACACACCAGUAAUGUUUUUAAGUAAGGCUUUUAGUUUGUUCAAACUAGUUAUAUUUCAUAAUUAAACUAAGGUCUAGUCCUGUUUUUAUGCUAAUCCCUGUGAGGGAAACCACCCCUAAAUGCAUUGUCUCAGAAUACACACAUCUCUGUUAUUAUUGAAACAACACAUUUUCUGUGACUUUUAACACAACUUGUGUUUUAUUUUAACACAAAAUAACACAUACAGCUGCAAACAAUGACUUUCUUACUUAGAAUUUUUGUCUUGUUUUCAGUAAAAUGUAAAACUUAAACUAAGAUGUAUUUUAUUGAUGAGCAAAAUGGCCUAGGAAAAUAAGUCUAGUUUUUGACAAAAAAUAUAUAAACUUUAAGUAAAUUAGUGCUUAAAACAAGCAAAAAAAAGUCAAUAGAAUAAGAAAAUGUUGGUGUAGCGUAGGUGUAGCAGAGGAUUUUCUCGAAAUUUAGAAAAGAACUGCCUUCUCCACUUUUUAAAAAAAUGCAAUUGCGCAACACUCUUGAUUGACAACUAGGAGGACCAAUAGUCUUGAUGAUCCAACCGGAGAAAGAAAAUCCUCCACUAUACCUUUAAGCACAAAUUAGCUUAAAUUUUAUAUUUUUUGUCUAAAAACUAGACUUGUUUUCAGUAAAAAUAUCUAAAAAUUCUUAAAUUAAGAUGUACUUUCUUGAUGAGCAAAAUGAACAAGGAAAAUAAGACAAAAAUACUAAGGAAGAAAGUGAUUUUUUGCAGUGAGGCUUUGCAUGGUUAAACGGUAUUCAUCUAUUAUCACUUAAGGUGUACUCACUUUUGUUGCCAGCUAUUUUGACAUGAAUGGUUAAAAAGUUAUUUUCAGAGGACAGUAAAUCUAUACUGCUAUAAAAGCAGCACAUUGACUAUACUAAAAUAUAUCCAAAUUUCAUUUCUAUAUAGUGUCCUUUAUGAACAUAUACUAAAAUAUUUGCUGAAAAUGCGAGGGGUGUACUACUUUUGUGACAUACUUAUCAUCACACCUGUACAUGCAGUAUGAAAUGUGUUUAAGUGGGUGAGAAUUUUAUGUUUAGAGUUUUGCAUACUGUGUCUACCAAACUUGUUUAAGGUUUUGCCAAAGAGUAAAUGAUUUGACAAAUUGGUUUAGACCACUGGGAAUUUGGUUUAGAGCAUUUAGGGGUGGUUUCCAGAACAAGGCUUACCCUAGUCCCAGACUAAAAUUCAUGUUUGAUCUGCCUUAAUUUAAAAACAUCUUUUCACUGACAUAACUUGACAUAUAUUAGAGACAAUGUUUUGUCUCAAGAUGUGCACCAGUAAUGUUUUUUGUGAGGUUUGUUUGUAAAAACUAGUUAAAUGUCCUAAUAUAACUAAGGCCUAGUCCUGGAUUAAUCUAAACCCCGUUCAGAAAACCACCGCUUAGUGUUUUAGCAAUUCGGGAAAAAAAACUUAUAGCAGAAGGACUGCUUUAACUCAUUUGCCGCCAGCCAGUUUUGUGUUUUUCCUCUGCUUUCAAACAAACAAACAAACCGGGGAAAAACAUUUCGUUAUACAUUUACUUUUCCCACUUAAUUUAACAACUGAAAUAUGGAUAUUUUUCUUCAAAAAUACAACAUUUUGAGCAAAAUGCUUAAAAAAUGAAUUUUUUAUGUUAGAGAUCAGACUCAGAACGAUUAUCAAACAUAAAUGCAUUAAAAAAAAUUAAUUAAAUAAUUUUUUGCUUCAGUUUUUGGUGAAUUCGGUUUCCGUACACCUUUUUAUAGAAAUUCGUCAAAUAUAAACUAGUGUUCAAACAUUUAAAGUUUCAUAUUCUUUAGUAGUGCCUUCUUCCACAUUUAUGAUAAAUAAACUCAUCAAAACUAUGGCAUUACACAAAUGUAAAUAUAGGAUUUAUGGUGUAACUAAAAACUAAAUACAAAAUAAAUUAAAACUGUUAUAUUUUAGUAUCUUCUUUGCUUCUUGUCAUUUUAUCACUUAGCUUCUUGACGUCUCACUCUCAGAUGCUUUUUUUAAUAAUACUGAAGGAGUUCACAUCAUUUCUGUAUUCUUAAUGUCUGAUUUUCUUUAUUCACAGUAUAUUUGAGUGUGAUAGCAGUGCGCUUCUCUCACCACUAGAGCUUGCACAUGACAAAAACUACAGCACCCACGUCCUUGCAUGCGUGCACAUUUUUCACAAGACAGCUUCAUUGAACAUCAGAACAAAGACAUACAUGUGAUCCUUCAAUACUAUGGCCUGUAACGAGGGCUCCGAGCGACACAUAAACCCGUUCGAGUGGCUCGUGUCGCAGUGAUGGGUGGACUGUGGGCAUUUCCACGCACACAGCUCUCCACGCGCCCCGGUGACUCACGGCUCUGAACAGAUGUCUGGUCCAGUACUGAGACCGGGCCACUGGAAACACAAAUGGCUGGUCGUGUAGAGGGAAGCUGGAGGUGUUGUCACAGAUUGAUCUGCAGCAUCCUGCGCUCCGGUGACAAGAGGAGGAGAUGCUCGUGGACACGCGCGUCUGGAGGGAUGCGGAGCGCCAAACUCUCAUCUUUAGGAUUAUUCCUACUUUUAUUACACAGCGCACAGGCUGCCCAGGAUGAUGUGAAUAAUGAGGCGUCUGGGUCAGCAGUGUCAUUUCUGGAUGUGCCCACCUCAACGUCCUUCCUUGUGAAGGAAACAAAUCCGUUGUCUGUAGUCCAAUUCAAUUCCACAGGCUCCUCAAAGGGUAACAGAGAACAAGCAGCAUUUUCCUCUAUACUUACUCUGCUGGCCGGCACGACACAAAGGCUUCAGCCGUCACAAGUCACUCCAGAGAGUCCCAUUAUAAGUACCAAUGAAACACAUCACUGGCCUUCAAACAGAUCUUUGGAGACAAAUGAAUCAUCAUUUGGCCGUUCGUCAUCAUCAGAGCUGGUCAGCAACAAUUCCUUCAUCUCAGGGUCUGAGUGGAUAUCUGAGCUGAUGUCACCGGUGGCCACACCCACAGCUGCAGACGUUCAGGUUAAAGCCAGUGGUUCCAGUAUAAAUUUCCCCAACAGAUUUGCAGACAAACAACAAGAACGACCAGCAGUCUCUACGCUCACCGUAUCUCAACCCACAGCAUUUACCAGCAAUACCGUUGCAACAACCAGCACCUCUUCUUUAACAACCACAGAGUUGACCAGCACUACCCAUUUAACCAGUGCCAAACGAAACACAAAAACAUCUUCAUCCUUCAGAUAUUCAACCACUCGAGUCCUGUCCUCUUCCACCUCACAAAGCACAAAGACAACCCUGUCGAAAAGCACUGCGGGCCCACCGGAAGCACCUGCUGGCGAAAGCACACUGCUCAGAUGUAACAUCACUGACCGAAUGUGGAUCAAAACAGUGCUGUCCAUUCAGUUACGGAGAAGUCGUCUAGAUAGUAUUCUGAAGCAGAAUCUCCCUAGAGGACUAACUAAUGCUCUGAAGAAAGCCUUAAAUGAUAGCAUGCUUCAAGCUAAGGUGGAAAGCAUUUCCAGCGUGCCUAACGUGACUGUUGGUUAUUAUGUGACCCGUGGAGAGAUGGUGUACACCGCUUCUGUGGUGGUGGAGGCUCUUACCGUCUACGGUAUUAAGAGAUUGAUGGCAGACAUCCGACAGUUUGUGCCUCUGGUCCAGGCAAUUUCCAUCCCAGCAGCACCCUGGAGGCCGAGUCCUGCCAUCUCAUACAUGCUAAAGACAGUCCUGAGGUUUGUUGGUCCAGAGGAUGACCUGAGAUCCUGUAGAUUUACUCAGAUGAUGGAGCAGAGAUUGGAGAAUGCAUUUGCUGAGGCAGAAGCCAUGGUGCUUAACUCUUACAGCAGCCUCACUGUACAGAUCUUGAGUGCAUCUCAGUCUUCAGGUUCUCCGGCUGUAUCUCUGAUAUAUGUGGUUCAUAAUGGUAGUGUCACUCUCAAUGGCACAACGGCCAGUAACCUCCUCAGUCGUCUGACAGCAGAACUCGUGGGCUACUUCCUCUUUUACCCUCCAUUGAUCACGGCAGAGCCUCUAGAGUACCACAACCUCAACACCUCAGUAGAAACAAGGCCAUUCUGGGUAAUCACAGUUAUUCAGGAUGUGGAGAACUCCUCUCUAGAGGGACUGUACCAAAGCUUCGCCAGUCUGAUGGAGGAACGCUUAGCCGAGCUACUUAUGGUGGCCCAUCAACAAGGCGUUCGCUUUAAAAGGGCAUCAACAGUGGGCAGUUACACGGUUCAGAUGGUGAGUCUCAGGCGUGUGCAUGGGCCAAAAAACCCAGCUGAGUUGACCUACUACGUCCAACAAAAUGGGACCCCACUGCCCGGCACAGCCACAGCCAAACUCCUGAAUACAGUGGAUUCACAGACCAUGGCGCUCACGCUGGGAUAUUUUGUCCAACUGCAAGCUGAAGCUGUGGUGAAGAGUCCACCCAAUAAUCUGUGGAUCAUCGCUGCAGUCCUGGCACCCAUCGGUGUUGUGACCCUCAUCAUCAUCAUCAUCACAACGGUGCUUUGUCAUAAAAACAAGAGCGAUUUCAAAAGCGAUCCUAUCGGCAGCUUCAACCCUAGAAUGAAGACUGCUUACUGGAGAGACGUGGGUUAUUACCCUCAGCCUGUUCAGGGGUUUGACUAUGCCAAGCAACACCUGGGUCAGCAGGGUGGUGAGGAGAAGACCCUCACAGUUACCCAGGAGACCAAGGUUCUGCCCCAUCCCAUUCGAGAUGCCUCACUGUCCUUAGAUAAAGUCAUACGUCAGGAUGGGUCUGCAUCCAAGAAGAUCUUAACCAGCGAGAUGAGAAAAAGUAGGUUGCCGAGUGAGGAUGGCUCUGUCAUCAGCGGCGAAUCAGUGAAGGAAGUUUCAGGCAAGGGCUCGAUUGUGCAAAAAGCCACAGCGCAGCAGAAACUCACAAAGGAGGAGACGAGAAAGAGUAAUGAUAAUUAUGAUAGUUCCUCUGGAUCACUUCAGCUAAUUUCCAUAAAACCAAUCACAGCUCAGCCCACUUACUCACACCCUGCAUCAUCCGACCGAAGUCAGGACUCUGCCACAUUCAAUGGAGAGUUGAAUUUGGCUCUGAAACAGAAAUCAGACAUUGAGCACUACAGGAAUAAGCUGAGGCUGAAGGCGAAGAAGAAAGGUUACUAUGACUUCCCUUCUUCUGGGGCGAGAAGCAGCAGCAGCAAAGAGUUGAGCCAGCAACACAAAUAUAAUCACGACCCACCUCCUCACCCUCAAAACAAAGCUCCAGAACUGGAGGACGACAGGGGAUCCACAUAUGUCAAGCAUCACAAAAGAGACUCGCAGGUGAGGCAGCCUUCACAUCGCAGCAGACAGUCUCUAAACAGUCCCAGUCCUGGAGGAACAGAGAUGGAUCUUCUGGUCAUGAGAGAAAGACCCAGAAAAGGAAUCCGCAACAUUGGUUAUGAUACUGAGCCAGAGAUUAUCGCAGAGACUGAUGUGGACCGUCCGGCCAGCCGCCAUUAUUAUGGAUGUGGCCGACAGAUCAAAGGUCAAUCAGAAACAUCCACGCUGAGUUCUCAGCCCUCAAUCAAUGAGGUUCGUCAACAGAUGCACCUCCUGUUGGAGGAAGCCUUUAGUCUGGCUUCAGCUGGCCAUUCCACCUCCGGCAGACACCAUCACCCACACCAUCAGCAUCCACCUCUGGGGUCUUAUGGUCUGGGUCCAGUCAUUCCAUACUCAGAGGUGGUAACCAGCGCACCGGGCACCACUAGUCAAGGUCAGGGAGGUCUGCAAUGGGUGCCAGCCUACAGACCAGAACCUUACCAGUACAGCCUGGCCAAACAGGCAUUCAGAUUUACUCAGCUUCCUGACAUGGCUUUAGGGUCUCCUCCACCACCCAUCCCUCCGAGAACAGGACCUCCACCUGAACCCUCACUGAGACGGUCCUCCUCUGAUCUUGGACCAAAGGGUCCCUGCUCUGAGUCUUCAGCACAGAGUCAGCAUGACAGCGCCACCUAUAUGCCAGACAGCAGAGCGCCACAUCCACCUAUCACUACAGAAACUAUUUCCAACCACUCAGGAAAUCCCAUGACAGCAGUGUAUGCCAUCCCAGCCAGUCGUCCUGGGUACACGGGCUAUUUCAUCUCUACGCCACCCUCCUCCUAUCACAGCCCGUCCUGGAUGUCUUACCCACCUGAACCCGAGGAUGUGCCACCUCAGUGGGCUGAAUCUAUUCCUCUACCGGGUUACGCAGAGGCCUUUCCUCACCCCCACUAUCCUCAGGGCAGCCCUCUCCUGUGGCACCACAGCCAGGCAACGUCAGGACAGGGCGGUCCAGAUCAUCCACCCUGUUCAGCAUCCCAGCAGAGUCUUGAGUCUGGAGAUCUGAUCAGUCCUGACACCCCCCUCAGCGGUCUGUCCACUUCAGCUCUGAUCAAAGCCAUCCGUGAUGAGGUGGCCAAACUGGCUAAGAAGCAAGCGGACAUGUUUGAGUUCCAGGUGUAGAGCUGUCCAGUGCACCAGCUGAAAUCAACACAUACAUGUCUUCUCCAUUGAUGAUAUUUUAUUGAAUCCUUCAAUUAAAUGCCGGUCUGCUGUUUAUACAGAUUUUGUGUGGUUCUCUUUAGCUCUGUGCCAUUGUAGUAUAACAUAUGUAUUUCAAGGUUUUAUUUAAUGGGACAAUAUGACAGUCAGUUUGACAGUGUUGUGUUUCAUUUAUGUAUUAGUAAUAAUUUAAAACAGAAACUUUCAGUAAAUUUCCAAGGCAGCCCAUAAGAAAACAUCAACACUUUACAAGCUCAAAGCCACGAUAUACAGUACUCUGGGGUGUAACAGCAUGUUUAGAGCUUAAGAUAAUGAGUGUCGUAAUGAGUGCGUUUACACAGGCAGAAUAAACGGAUAACUAUCAAAAAUCUGCUUAUUAUAGAAAGCUGAGAUUUGGGGCGAUGUCUGAUUUCUGGCAGGCAGUGAUGUCACCGCCUAUAGUACGUAGACUGACCUAAAGGAUUAUUAGGAACACCAUACUAAUACUGUGUUUGACCCCCUUACGCCUUCAGAACUGCCUUAAUUCUACGUGGCAUUGAUUCAAGAAGGUUCUGAAAGCAUUCUUUAGAAAUGUUGGCCCAUAUUGAUAGGAUAGCAUCUUGCAGUUGAUGGAGAUUUGUGGGAUGCACAUCCAGGGCACGAAGCUCCCAUUCCACCACAUCCCAAAGAUGCUCUAUUGGGUUGAGAUCUGGUGACUGUGGGGGCCAUUUUAGUACAGUGAACUCAUUGUUAUGUUCAAGACACCAAUUUGAAUGAUUCGAGCUUUGUUACCUGGUGCAUUAUCCUGCUGGAAGUAGCCAUCAGAGGAUGAGUACAUGGUGGUCAUAAAGGGAUGGACAUGGUCAGAAACAAUGCUCAGGUAGGCCGUGGCAUUUAAACGAUGCCCAAUUGGCACUAAGGGGCCUAAACUGUGCCAAGAAAACAUCCCUCACACAAUUACACCACCAGCAGCCUGCACAGUGGUUACAAGGCACGAUGGAUCCAUGUUCUCAUUCUGUUUACACCAAAUUCUGACUCUACCGUCUGAAUGUCUCAACAGAAAUCGAGACUCAUCAGAGCAGGCAACAUUUUUCCAGUCUUCAACUGUCCAAAUUUUGGUGAGAUUGUGCAAAUCCUAGCCUCUUUGUAGUGGAGAUGAGUGGUACCCGGUGGGGUCUUCUGCUGUUGUAGCCCAUUCACCUAAAGGUUAUGCGUGUUGUGGCUUCACAAAUGCUUUGCUGCAUACCUCGGUUGUAACGAGUGGUUAUUUCAGUCAACGUUGCUCUUCUAUCAGCUUGAAUCAGUCGGCUCAUUCUCCUUUGACCUCUAGCAUCAACAAGGCAUUUUCGCCCACAGCACUGCGGCUUACUGGAUGUUUUUCCCUUUUCACACCAUUCUUUGUAAACCCUAGAAAUGGUUGUGCGUGAAAAUCCCAGUAACUGAGCAGAUUGUGAAAUACUCGGACCGGCCCGUCUGGCACCAACAACCAUGCCACGCUCAAAAUUGCUUAAAUCACCUUUCUUUCCCAUUCUUACAUUCAGUUUAGAGUUCAGGAGAUUGUCUUGACCAGGACCACAUCCCUAAAUGCAUUAAAGCAACUGCCAUGUGAUUGGUUGGUAAGAUAAUUGCAUUAAUGAAAAAUAGAACAGGCGUUCCUAAUAAUCCUUUAGGUAAGUGUAUAGUCGUAUCUCUUCUUCUCGUGUCUGCAGAACCUGUAAAUGUAACAUGAGCUUUAAUUUUCGCAGUUUCUUUGCCAACUGCUUGAGUCGAGGGCAGACUUUUCUGAGUUACGUUUCGCUUACUUCUGGGUGUGACGUUUACAUGCAAUGCAAAAUCGGGGUAAUGAGCAAAAAACUACCUGUGCUGAUCGUUUUUUGUUUACAUCGUCUAUGGGCUUUGCCCAAUAGAUGAAAAACGUUUUAUGCGCUUACAUGACCCCCCACAUUAUCAGUUUAUUAAGCAUAAUCAGCGUUGUGCAUUUAAACACACUCUUGACUUGACAUUGAAGUCUGACAAUUUGAUUGAAUAAGGAGCUGUAAGUGUGAGCUGAAUCCCUAGGCCUUGCCUUUAAUUUAAAUGAAUGAGUUAUUGGCUCGCUUUGCAAAAUGUUGAAUAAGGAUGACAGUAAGAAUGUACUGAAUUUAAAAUCAAAGAAAUUCAACACAGUCACAAAACAAAGAUGCCUAAAGAUGUGAAGCCAGAUGCCUCCUGCGCUCAUGAUUUAACCUUGUUAUACAAAAGAUGGGAUAUAUUUAAAAAGUUGGAAAUAUUAAAAUAGGAGCCAUCAUUUUAUAUACUGUAUGUCACAAUUUUAUUAAUUCACAUAGCAGAAGGAAUGUGUUAUGUUAUGUUAACUUAAAUAACAGUAUAACCUGUAACAAUGUUCUGUAAAAGGUGCUAAUGUCGAUGUAAUGCAUUGUCAUCAUGGUGGAGAUAAAUGCUAGACACCUUUAAAGGCUAAUAAUCACACUUUUUGCUCUUUUAUAUUAACUUAAUGUUUGUUGGAUAUAAGGGCUUUUUUAAUAUUGUAACAUAAAAUGCAUUUCAGAUAGACUCAUCUGUCUUAUAUACUCACACACAAUGAUCUUUUUUUACUUUAAAGCAAGUUUUGACUGGCGGUCGAUUAUGCAUGACUCAAGUUUCUGUGAUUUGACUUUGACUUGUACUGUUCAAAAUGCACUUUACUCUUAAUUUUUGGUCACAUACAAGUUCUGAAAAAUCACUCAAAUGUUAAAUGAUGGUCUAUAGAGUAUUUCAAAAGUGAUUGAUUUUUAAUUGAUAUUACUAAAAUUUGCUCACAUCAUUUGUUCAGCCAAAACAUAAGCACUGAACUUGAGCAUGUUACUGUGUAAUCUCAAAAUGACAAAUAGACAUCAUUGUGUUACGGUUUAUGUUUGAUUGUGUGUAACUUGAGUUUUUUCUUUAGAUAUUUUUAAUUAGAAUCAUCACUGACUUUAAAAAAAAAUAACUUCCAUCUAAAUCUCAGUUCGAGUGUUUUCACAUAUUCAUUUUUAGGGAGCCUGAAGAUUUUAAUGUACAGAUGUACAGUUUUCUUACAAACACUCAAAGCACUGAAUGAAUGAUCUCUAAUAAAAAUCAAAAAUCAGUUGCAGGCGGAUGUUACAAUUCCAGUAACAUUAUAUGGUGGUUAAGUCAUUUGCAUAUGAGUCAUGUUGUCAUGGUAAAAAUAUUUAAGGUUUAUUCAUUUAAGCAUUAAGGAAAUAUUUUAAUAAAAUGGUUUGAGCUGAUUUUGACUUUCAAUUCAAUUUUAACUGGAAAGGCACUGAAAUAAUCAAAACAGAAAUAAAAUAAAAAAAGGUUCAUUAAUAAUAGAUUUUGAAUGAUUAUUUCAUUUUCUAAUUUCUCGAUAACUCACCCCCAUGUCAUCCAAGAUGUUUAUGUUAUU
Paramisgurnus dabryanus is the source of this 10604-nucleotide messenger RNA. RefSeq names its product KIAA1549-like b. The record is from RefSeq and is a predicted model, not a curated record. Lineage: Eukaryota; Metazoa; Chordata; Actinopteri; Cypriniformes; Cobitidae.